Microdochium trichocladiopsis is the source of this 3675-nucleotide messenger RNA. RefSeq lists its product as uncharacterized. Bases 490 to 3243 code for a protein of 917 amino acids. Gene Ontology annotation, biological process: regulation of DNA-templated transcription. Gene Ontology annotation, molecular function: protein binding; histone H3K36 methyltransferase activity. The record is from RefSeq and is a predicted model, not a curated record. Gene Ontology annotation, cellular component: chromatin; nucleus; chromosome. Lineage: Eukaryota; Fungi; Ascomycota; Sordariomycetes; Xylariales; Microdochiaceae. The transcript is spliced from 3 exons.
AGCAGAUCUGCGCUGCGUGAAGCCAUGCACACAUCUUGACCUCGCCCCAUUUCAACCGAUCACGGCCGAAGCGCGUGUCCUUGCGCCCGCUCCUGGCAUGCGAUUCAAGCCUGCAAUGACGCCGCCGACCCCGACCCUGCAGCACUUCUCCAUCACGAGCGCGGUGCCCCAGGCACUUCCGACCGGCCAAACCCAUACGCGGGACGCCUAGCAGCACGCACCGGUCUUGCCUUUCACCCUACUUUUGCAACAGCCGCCAUUCCCUUGCUAGAUCGAGCGUCCCGACAGGCACUACAUCUCUGCCAGACCUUGCGCUCCUAGCUCUCCUGACGUGGUUCACGCGCGUUUAACCCUCCUCGUAAAGCCGACCUCCCCGACCCACGUGCGCGUUGACGUGACCUCCACGAACCCUUGGGCGCGACUGCCAAUCGCUGUGUUCUCUACAAACACCGUCGGAGAGCGUUUGGCGCAUUCCGUCUUAUUCUCGCCAUGGAGGACGGCAUCAAGGUCGAAAAGGGCGCCGACGCCCACCUUGGCAAUGGAGUCACCCAGGUCAAGGCCGAGGCUGAGAGCGCGGGCUCGACACCAGGUCAUAGCAAGCAGUCCAGAUCACCGAGCAGGUCCCCAAGCGAACAUAAAGCCGGCAGCGAUACUGUCUCUACACCCGACAUCGCCCACCGGCCGAAAUCUACACGGAAAGGGUCGUCAAAGGUACCGCCUCGCCCGGCCGCUCUCUUCGAUCACCUUCCCGACGCGACGGAGGACGCGUGCCAACAAUUCCAAGUCAUCGCCGAUUGUCUCUACGGCUCGAAAUCGCUCGGUGCGACCGAGCACGACCCGCUGGAUUGUGACUGCUCCCCAGAGUUUCGAGACGGUGUGAAUUAUGCUUGUGGCGAAGACUCUGAAUGCAUCAACAGGGCGACGAAGAUGGAAUGUGUGGAUCAGGACUGCAAUUGCGGAGAUGGCUGCCAGAAUCAGCGAUUUCAGCGACAAGAAUACGCAAAUGUGGCUGUCAUCAAGACUGAGAAGAAGGGCUUCGGGCUGCGAGCAGAAACAGAUCUGCAAGCAAACGACUUCAUUUUCGAGUACAUCGGCGAGGUGAUCAACGAGCCGACGUUUCGGCGCCGCAUGGUCCAGUAUGACCAAGAGGGGAUCAAACAUUUCUACUUCAUGUCUUUGACGAGAAGUGAGUUUGUGGACGCGACUCGGAAAGGCAACCUGGGUCGAUUCUGCAAUCACUCAUGCAACCCGAAUUGCUACGUGGACAAAUGGGUAGUAGGCAGCAAGCUCCGCAUGGGCAUCUUUGCUGGACGGGAGAUACAGGCUGGAGAAGAGCUUGUCUUCAACUACAACGUCGACCGAUAUGGAGCUGACCCUCAGCCAUGCUACUGUGGGGAGCCCAACUGCAUAGGCUUCAUUGGUGGCAAGACACAGACACAGCGCGCAACGAAGCUUCCUGACGCCACAAUCGAGGCUCUGGGCAUCGAAGACACCGACGGCUGGGACACGUCUGUUGCGAAGAAGCCCCGUAAGAAGAAGGUUGACGAAGAUGAUGAAGAAUAUGUCAGCAGCGUACAAGCCCGAAGCCUUGACGAGAAAGGUGUCACAAAGGUCAUGGCUGCGCUCAUGCAGUGCAAGGAGAAAUGGAUCGCAGUCAAGCUUCUCGAACGGAUCCAAAACUGCGAAGACGAUCGUGUUCGAAAUCGCGUGGUUCAGAUGCACGGUUAUCAGAUUCUGAAGACCGCCCUGACCACAUUCAUCGCCGACCACAACGUUGUUCUGCAGAUCCUCGAUAUCCUAUAUUCGCUACCACGCCUGACGAAGAACAAGAUCUCUGAUGCGAAGAUUGAGGCAGCGAUUGAGCCUUUGGCGAGCUCGGAACACCUUGAUGUGGCAGAACGAGCGGCGCAACUGCUCAGCGAGUGGAGCAAACUAGAGGUCGCAUACCGUAUCCCACGGAAGAAGCUGGAUGCGUUGUCAUCUGCCAAUCCUCCUGCUGCGGCGGUAAAUGCUUAUGAAGAACGUCGCAAUAUGAGGGUCGAAGAAGCCAACAACAAAACUUUGGCUCCACUGCCCGAUAAUACCCCAAAAGGACCCAAGAGCAGUGUGCCGCAGAGAAACAUGCAAUUCUUCAACCAGCCACGGCCAGCCCACCGGCGGCCUCCUCCCUUACCUCACGGGUGGUUCUCUGCGAUGAAUCCGCAGGGCAUGACUUACUACUACUAUAAAGGCGGUCCUCCAACGUGGCGUAGGCCAACAGCACCGGCACCAGUGCCCAAGAAUGUACAACCACAACUUGCAGCGCUCACCAGGCCUAAGCAGGAGCAGAAGUCUAUACAGGACAUCAUUGACUCGUUGACGAAGACGGAUGUCAUUAGCAGCACGCGAAGAUCUGCAACCCACACUCCGCAACAUACGACGACGCCUGAGCAGCAUACGAAAAAGGAGAAGUGGCGCUCAUUGCCUCUAGACAAGCAGAUGAAGAUCUACGAAAACACGCUCUUUCCCCAUGUCAAGCACGUGAUGGACAAGUUCCGCGGAAAGCUACCAAAAGACGACCUCAAGAAGUUUGCCAAGGAAAUCAGCAAGAAACUUGUUGCGUCUGACUAUAAACACAAGCGCGUGGAAGAUCCGACAACAAUCUCCGAGAAGCAAAAGGCCAAGGUGAAGAAGUAUGUAAAGGACUACUUUGAUCGUGCUGUAGAGAAGUACAAUACGCACGAGAAGGAGAAGGCCGAUCGCGCAGCCAAGGGUGGAACAAACCCCGCAGAUGGUGUCGCAGCACCACUUGAUGUGAUCGAAGCUGGGAGGGAGGAUGAGGACGUUAUCAUGACAGAUGACGAAGACAAGGUCGACGACGACGAUGCUGGUUCCACUCCAGACAGCUCCCAGCUGAAACGGAAACGUGGGGAAGAAGAUAUUUUGGACUCGGCCACCGUGACGCCCUCGGAGCCAGCAUCGAUCAAGAGGCUGAAGGGAGAUGGAGUGGAUGAUAAUGAGACUCCAAGCCCUCCGCCCCCGCCCCCGCCGCCGUUGGAGGGAGAGGGCGGCGAGCAGCAAGCCGCUGAAGAGGCUGAGCGUCAGAAGCUGGCGGAGGAGGAAGCCGCGCUCGAGCGCGAGAACGAGCUCAACAUGCGCGACUUCGAGCGGGAACAGGGCCAGGGCAACGAGACAUCCGAUGGUCCUGCCGCAGCGCAGCAACAGAACGGCACAGCAGGUCAGCAAGGGAUCCUGGGCCACUGAAGUUGUCCCCGCCGUUACGAUGCAAUCGUCACAACAAGUCGAGGCCGAUGAUGGUGAGGAGGACGGUGGACACCAGCUGCGCCACCUGAGAGCACAAGGAACCUAAAUACCGCUUGGUGCUUGCAAUCCAGAUGCCCGAACCGUGCAAUCUGAGGCCCAAAGCAUCACAAUAGAGUCGAAGAGAUAUAUAAAACGUAAUUCGCAGAUGAAGGUGGCAUCAUUCCAGAGGUAUCGAAGCAAUUAUGGCUGCCGCCCGGGGCAUGGGGUGAAAACGCCCAUUCGAACCACAGCGACUGCAACAGGGUCGUAUUCUCCAUGUUUUUGCGUAAUCUACAAUGCGAUGUAGUCCACAGCAGAGCACAAUAUCAAUCACCACUCAUGCCCAACAGCGACUGGCAAACAAAGAGAGCUGGAGAUGUGGCACACGCCAUG